Paramisgurnus dabryanus is the source of this 809-nucleotide messenger RNA. The record is from RefSeq and is a predicted model, not a curated record. Lineage: Eukaryota; Metazoa; Chordata; Actinopteri; Cypriniformes; Cobitidae.
AUGAAAUGGGAUAUCAGUGUAAAUGUAAGGGUCUGUUUGUUUGGCCAAUUGACACGUGUCAUUCAUAUGAGACCUGUGAUAACAUCACUGAUGGUGUGUGUACAUGUAUCAAUGCUCUUCCAAACAAUGGACAGUUCUGCCAGUUAAAGAAAGGUCCGACUUCAAACUACAUGAUUGAUGUUGAUGUGAGAUUCUUUGACUCGUCUCUUGUGAACUUCUUACGAAAUCUGAUCACAAAUAUCAACCUUCCUCUCACUCUGAGUAACAACAUAAAUGUCACAGAUAUCGACAUGACUACUGUGUGUGGAUUAAAUGGUACAGAAUAUGAGUGUAAGUGUGAGGAUCAUCAUGUCUGGUCCAAUAACACCUGUGACGUCUAUCAGGUGUGUGAUGGGAUUGUGGGAGGAACUUGUGGAUGUAUUCAAGGUCUCCCUUCAGAGGGUCAACUUUGCCAGAGAGACAUAAAUGAAUGUGAAGAUGCACAGUCAGUGUGUGGUCAAAACUCAGAUUGUAUUAACACCAUUGGGAGUCACAUUUGUUCAUGCUGGAGUGGAUUUGCUCCCAUCUAUAAAGACAUUCCUGUGAGCGUCAACAACUCAUGUGUCCGAAGGCUUCCCGUGCUCUCCCGCCUAAACAGCAGCGGAGCCGUGAAGCUGGAAGACGCCCCGAGACCGAGUCCACGCCGGCUCAUCCCCCGCGUGCUCUGUCUCCCCGCCGUCAUCCCGUCACCUUCGUCCAUGAGGACCAACGCCCCGUGCCAAGUGCUAGCGGCAUGGUUUCCUUUGGGUCCGGUGACAACUUGGAGAUGA